Scheffersomyces amazonensis is the source of this 1252-nucleotide messenger RNA. RefSeq lists its product as uncharacterized. Bases 61 to 1230 code for a protein of 389 amino acids. Gene Ontology annotation, molecular function: protein binding. Lineage: Eukaryota; Fungi; Ascomycota; Pichiomycetes; Serinales; Debaryomycetaceae. The transcript has a single exon. The record is from RefSeq and is a predicted model, not a curated record.
AUACUGCUGGUUAUAGUGUACAAGCAAUAGCAGUAGCAUUAGGUUUAACCAUACAAGUCAAUGUUGAACUUAUGGAGAAAGGCUCCUGUACGAAGGUGGGGACUUCGGUUCAACUCAGGAGUCGCAUCCACCACCACUACCACCACCACCACCAAACCACCAUUAUUAUCCAUACUUCCUAAGAAGAAAGUUAUGAACAAACUAUUGUUCGAUAAUGAUUCACGAUUUACUUAUUCUAAAACUAUACCUAUCCUUCAAGCAGUGUAUGAAAAUCUUGAUAAUCCUGAUGAAAUAGUAUAUCCUUCAAAAGUUAAUGGUCAAGAUCUUAUGGUAUUAAAACUGGUUUUAACUAAUGUUCGAACUAUGACCAAUACAAUUAAUAAAAAUCUUUUAGGAUUAGAAAAUGAAUUAGUUGAACAAGCAGCAGAAAUGGGUGAUAAUGAUGCUGUUGCUUUAUUAAUGUAUGAAGUAUUAUGUAAAAGUAUUCGAGAAAAGGAUUCAGUAUCUGAUGAAGAUGAAAAAUAUGCUAGUGAAACUCUUUAUGAUUUAAUUCAGCUUCCUAAUCUUUUAGCUAUAAAAUUAAUGGGAAAUUUCUUGUUUCUGAUAAAUCAAUUUACUCAAGCUAAAGAUGUUUGGAAAAUGUAUCUUAAAUUAGAUAAUGAUAGUAUUCAAGCUGCUCAAGUUUAUUCUAGUCUUGGAGCUUAUUAUAUGACUUAUGAACAACCAACAGUUAAUCUUGGUAAAGCUAAAAUUUGUUUUGAAAAUGCUAUAAGAUUCGGAAUUCUUGAUGAUAAUUUAGCAAAGACUCAUUAUUAUCUUGGACAAUUAUAUAGUAAUGUUGAUCCUGAAAUAGCGAGAUAUCAUUGGGAAAUUAGUGCCACUAAAUCUCUUGUUGAAAGUUUCUCAGCUUUAGGAUUUCUUGAACUUAAUACUUUCCAGAAUUAUUCAAAAUCAGUAGAAUGGUUUAAAUUAGGUGUUGAAACUUCUAAGGAUGUGGUUUGUAUGAUAGGAUUAUUUGAUGUAUAUUAUCGUAUGAAAGAUAAUCUACAAGCUUUUACUUGGUUAGGAAAGAUAACAGCCUUUAAUGAAAAACUUAAAUCAUAUAAGAAAACACCAGAAUAUAAUAAUCCCGAGAUGAAAGCCUACAUUAAUAACCAUGAAGUUCAAAUCGAGCACUUUUUCAAAUCUAGAUCCAAUGAAAUUAAUGACGUUACUAGUAAUGUUGCUUAAAUUUACUUACUUGUAUAUAUAU